Molecule: messenger RNA, 780 nt
Organism: Scomber japonicus (chub mackerel)
Lineage: Eukaryota; Metazoa; Chordata; Actinopteri; Scombriformes; Scombridae
Gene: pi15a
Product: peptidase inhibitor 15a
Exons: 5
Coding region: 1-780 (259 amino acids)
Cellular component (GO): extracellular region
Source: RefSeq, a predicted model, not a curated record
AUGAAACCUCUGUUAUUUGCCGUAGAACUAAUACUCCUUUGCAUAUCUUGCCGAGCAAGUGUAUUGGCAACGACUAUUCCUACUGUGUCCACAUCCUUGCCAGCCGCCAAUUUCACCAGUCUUGGCGUAGCGCACAGCUAUGGAACAGACACCACGGCUAUUUCUAAAACCAGACGGAAACGUUAUAUUAGCCAGAACGACAUGCUUGCCAUUCUUGAUUACCACAACAAAGUAAGAGGGAAAGUGUUUCCUCCAGCAUCUAAUAUGGAAUACAUGGUGUGGGAUGAAACUCUGGCUAAGACAGCUGAGGACUGGGCUCAGGCCUGCAUGUGGGAGCAUGGACCACCUCACCUUCUCAGGUUCCUGGGUCAAAACCUCUCCGUCAGGACAGGACGCUAUCGAUCCAUUCUUCAGCUGGUGAAGCCGUGGUACGAUGAGGUCAAAGAUUACUCUUUUCCGUAUCCCCGUGACUGCAAUCCUAGAUGCCCUCUCAGAUGCUAUGGACCCAUGUGUACCCAUUAUACACAGAUGGUGUGGGCAACGUCUAACAAAGUCGGCUGUGCUAUUCACACGUGCCACAAUAUGAAUGUAUGGGGUUCAGUGUGGAAACGGGCAACGUAUUUAGUUUGCAACUAUUCACCUAAGGGUAACUGGAUUGGAGAAGCUCCCUACAAAGUAGGUGUACCCUGCUCCACCUGCCCUCCCAGCUAUGGGGGCUCCUGCAGCAACAACAUGUGCUUCCCUGCUCUGAAGACAAACUACCUGCACUGGUUCAAAUAA